Messenger RNA from Clarias gariepinus (North African catfish), 3045 nucleotides. RefSeq names its product cholesterol 25-hydroxylase like 3 (gene ch25hl3). The transcript has 2 exons. Gene Ontology annotation, biological process: cholesterol metabolic process; sterol biosynthetic process. The coding region runs from base 137 to 919 and encodes 260 amino acids. Lineage: Eukaryota; Metazoa; Chordata; Actinopteri; Siluriformes; Clariidae. Gene Ontology annotation, molecular function: iron ion binding; steroid hydroxylase activity; C-4 methylsterol oxidase activity. The record is from RefSeq and is a predicted model, not a curated record.
UUAGGCUGCGACUCGACAGAGCUCAGUGCUGCACCGCGCAGGACAGGACCGGAGGUGAUGAGAGCCGCGCGCCGCCGCGCUGACCGCGUUAUCCGUUAGAUCGAAAGGGGGGAAAACCACACACAGAGGCAGCAGCAUGCUCGGCGGCGCGGUGUCUGCGCGCGCGUGCGGCGGCGCGCUCCUGCAGCCGGUCUGGGACGGGAUCCGCGAGAGCUCCGAGGUGCGCGCGGCGCCGCUGUGGAGCGCGUGCGCCGCGUUCUCGGCGCACGUCCUGCUCUCGACGCUGUUCCUCGCGCUCGACCUGCUCGCCCCGCGCGUGCCGCGGAUCCGCCGCUACAGGGUGCACGCGAAGCCGGUGAGCCUGCGCGCCUGGUUCCGCUGCCUCGCGCGCAUCGCCUGGAAGUACGCGCUGUGCGUGCUGCCGCUGAGCGCGUGCCUCGGCUACACGCGGACCCGCUCCGCCGGAGCCGCCGCGCCGUCGCUGCUCAUCGCGUGCACGGAGUGUCUGUCGUGCCUGCUCGUGUUCGACACCUUCUUCUUCGUGGUGCAUUACACCGUGCACAGAAAUCCCUGGCUGUUCAAGAUCUUCCACCAGUCUCACCACGUGAACAUACACCCCUUUGCGCUCACGGCUUUGGACUCCAGCGCAGUGGAGCUUGUGUCUCAGCAGGUUCUGGCCGUGUGGAGCACCGAGGUGGUGGGCUGUCACCCGGUCAGCGAAAUCCUCUUCUAUCUGCUCAACAUCUGGCUGGCGGUGGAGGAUCACUGCGGUUACGACUUCCCCUGGUCUCUGCAUAGGAUGUUUCCCUGCUUUGGCGGGGCUCCUUUCCACCAUGCCCAUCAUCAGCAGGUGAACGGGAACUAUGCACCGUAUUUCAUACACUGGGACCUCAUAUUUGGGACGACAAUAAACCGGUGAACGGAUUUUUCAUUCGAAAUGAGCUGGAGACGAUAUUGCACUAAGAUCAUGUCCAGGAGAUUGUUUCAGUUUUUGGUCCAUUGCUGUGAAUGAACCAUGAUGUGUUCAUUUACAAUGAAAUCAUUUCAUUAUUCCCACAGGUACAAUACCACUCGGAAUUCUGGGCACAUUAAAAAAAAUUUCUACCCAGCAGCAAAAAUCACUAUUAUUAUGUGGGUUUUUAUUACUAUAAAAACCCACAUAAGGAAUGAUGUACGUACAUUAAGAGAACCAAGAUUCCAUCACUCCCGUAAGACUGUAAGCUUGUCUGGGAAAACCUGCAAGAACUUUGAAUGUACAAUGUAUGUUCCUCAUGGAAGCAUUACUGUGAUCAACAUGACUGACAUGAGGAGCGUCCUCCAAGGGAAAGACCAAAGCCUAGACUGUCUACUACAAAAAGGAAGUUCAUUUAGAGAGAGUUCCCAGCCUCAGAAAUCAAGAACCCGGAGCUUCAGAUUAGAGCUGCAUGAGAGCUUCACAGAGCGCAGAGUAGCAGAAACAUCUAUCAACAUCCAUCAUCUCUUUAGAAGGGAUCCUUUCAUAUUUUCGAUGGUUCAUCCAUACCUUUUUUGAAAGUAAAUAUAUAUAUAUUGCUUAUUUCUUUUUGUAUUUUUUGGCGUUCCUUAAAAAAAACAAAGAUAUUUUGGGGAAAUGCCUGGAAAUAAAGCAUUUUAACUGUAGAGAUGUUUUCGAAAAUGUUAACUUGUGUGUGUUUAAAACUGCUAACAUUACAGUGUUGUCCAGUGUGUCUUUAGUGUGUGUUAUGUGUGUGUUAGGAUUGAUGGCAGCUGAUCAGGUGUUUAAUUCCUGCUUUGUAAUUGUUCACUUUGAGAUUAUAAUCGAUAUCACGCUGCUCCUGAGUCCAGUGUUUAGAGCCAAAUCGAGAACGUGUUUUUUUGCGUCGUUUUUGCAUUUGCUUUUGCGUGAAGUCUUGAGCACUGUAUUAAUCCACAUAUUCUGUGUUAUAGAACUUGUUGGUGUUUUCUCUAUUCCUCUGAUCAGUACGCAGCUCUUAAUGUUAUUCUUAACGUGUCGUUUUUGGUAACAUUUAAAUAACAUCAUAUCGCCACCUACUGGCCGGUUCAUUCAUACCAGUUUAGCAAUAAAAAGCUUCAUUUAAAAAAAAAUAUAUAUAUAAUCAUUAAGAUUAUUACUGAUCAUAAACAAAUCAGUUUUAUAUAACAUAUUGUAAAAAUCUGAGUACAGUCCAAAACCUUUUUACUUCCAAAUUUAAUGGCAACCUCGGUGCUCCGCCUGUGACACAUUUCAUUUCCAGCAUUAUGUCAACCUGCUCUGUGUGAUACAUCACUCUGAAUUUCAUUUAUUUCUCUUUCUAAAGUAAAUGUAAACACUUGGAGUGAUUGGGAAAUGAUACAUUGGAAAUUUUUUAAAAAGUCUUUUAGAAUGGUGCUCUUCUGGCUAUACACUUCGUGUAUAUUUUAAACAGGAAGUAACACAGAGGCCAGUGACGAAACUGCGCUUUAUAAUAACAUUACUACUAUAUUCCUAAUGUUUUAUAAUCCCAAUGUGUUAUACUCGCAGGAGUUAUAAUCACAGGCAUUAUAAUCCCAAUGUGUUAUAACCUCAGGCAUUGUUAUCUUGGGCGUGAUAAUUCCAGGUGAUAUAAUCCCAGGUGUUGUAAUUCCAGGCAUUAUAAUUCCAAUGUUUUAUAAUCUCAGGCAUUAUAAUUCCAAUGUUUUAUAAUCUCAGGCAUUAUAAUCCCAAUGUUUUAUAAUCUCAGGCAUUAUAAUCCCAGGGGUUAUAAUCCCAGGUGUUAUAAUCCAAAUGUGAUGUAAUCCCAGUGUGUUAUAAUCCCAGAUGUUAUAAUCCCAGGUGUUAUAAUCCAAAUGUGAUGUAAUCCCAGUGUGUUAUAAUCUCAUGCAUUUGUGUUGUAGCAUCAUUGACGUACUAAUCAGUACAUUUCUAAAGCAGUCAUGCGAUCACACCAGCAAGCUUUGGACAUAAAGAGUCAGGAAAAAAACCUGUAAAGUUUUUAGUUCAGAGUUUUAUUUUGGAGAUGUUAUUCUAUUACAUAUAAUAUUGUGCAAAAGUAUUAGCCACUCAUUUUAAAAUAUGCAAUUCUUGUC